This is a messenger RNA of Talpa occidentalis (Iberian mole), 1186 nucleotides long. It is a transcript of the gene LIMD2, whose product is annotated as LIM domain containing 2. NCBI's taxonomy places the organism in Eukaryota, Metazoa, Chordata, Mammalia, Eulipotyphla, Talpidae. The record is from RefSeq and is a predicted model, not a curated record. The transcript is spliced from 3 exons. Gene Ontology annotation, cellular component: plasma membrane; actin cytoskeleton. Bases 1 to 414 code for a protein of 137 amino acids. Gene Ontology annotation, molecular function: actin filament binding. Gene Ontology annotation, biological process: actin filament bundle assembly.
AUGCCCCGGCUCCGGGCUGGUGCCCGCCGAGAGGGCCCGGGGGCCGCGCUGACGGCCCUUCUCCCCCAGGAGGCCCCGGGCGGCGGCGGCGGCGGCACCGUCCAGCGCUCCAAGUCCUUCAGCCUCCGGGCCCAGGUGAAGGAGACCUGCGCCGCCUGCCAGAAGACCGUGUACCCCAUGGAGCGGCUGGUGGCUGACAAGUUCGUUUUCCACAGCUCUUGCUUCUGCUGCAAGCACUGUCACACCAAGCUGAGCCUGGGCAGCUACGCGGCUCUGCACGGCGAGUUUUACUGCAAACCCCACUUCCAGCAGCUGUUCAAGAGCAAAGGGAACUACGAUGAGGGCUUCGGCAGGAAGCAGCACAAGGAGCUCUGGGCCCACAAGGAGGUCGACCCCGGCACCAAGACAGCCUGAGGCCCUCCGGGCCCAACUCCCUCCCUGGAGGGCCUGCAGCCUGGGGAAGGGUGGGAAAGAAACUGGACCUGGGCUCCGGAGGGAGGCCGGGCAGGGAGGCCGCCUUGCUCAGGCCAAGGGUUAUGGGGCAGGGUUCUGCUCCAGGACUCCCUUCCCCGCGAGGGGGGUGGGGGUUUGCGAAACAGGAUUGUGGGUGUGCUCACCCCCUCCUUCCUGCUUCUUUCCGCCUACCCCACCUCAGCCCAUGGUCCCCUGGGAGGCCCCCAAGCCCAGCUUCCCUAUCUAGGUGCCUUUUUCUCCAGCAAGGAGUCAGCAUGCCCCCCUCAGGGUCCCACGCUCCCUCACUGCCACCCAGGGCCUCAUGUGGCCCCUACGUCUCCCCAUCUACCUCUGCCCUUAGCCUGGUCCUGAGCCAUGGAGACUGGAGGAGGGAGGGCCAGAGUGCCACCUGCUGGGCCCAACCAUUGCCAGGGGCCCAUGGGGGAGGGAAGGAGGAAGUGAACAGCCUUGCAGCACCCGCCUGCUACCCCACCCCCCACUGCCCCAGUGGGAUUUGGGACCAUCUCACGCCACUGGAGUCAAGAAGCAGAAGCUAAAGCACCGCCAGGCUGAGCGCCACAGAGACUGGUAGGGGGCUGGCAGCCGCCAUGUUCCCCUCUUCGCCCUUGUUUCUGCUGGUUCUGAUCAACCCUAUUUUAAAUGUUUCAACAGAUCCUGACUCUGUAUUGUGUGGCCUGAUGGGGGGCUUUGUGGCAGGAAGGAUGUAGAUUUG